UACGUAUCAAAGGAUCAAGUUAUUCAAGUUAAGUAUAAGUACUUCAUGAUUGCACUUAAGCACAGACUGUUGUCGACCUCAUUAUUUCUGACGUUUCACACCAGCCGGUUCAGCUUUGGGCAGAUAUUCACUCCCUUCAACUCCAGUUGUCAUUACAUUGUUAGUGUCUCUCUCUCUGUGUCCAUCUCUCUUUGCCUCUGUCUGUCCUUCUGUCCGUCUCUCUCUCUCUUUGCCCCUCUCUGUGUCUCUCUCUCUACCUCUUUUCCUUCCUCAUUCAUGUUACCAUGAACGAGACUCAACACGUCACUUUGCUCAUUCAGUCUCGCUUCCUGUUCACACUCUGUUCCCUUUGCUCCGACACUCGGCAGCGACCCACACAUUGCUGCAUGGAUGGAUUAGUUUGGUCUGUGUGUACCUGUGUGUAGAUGUGUGACAGCGGAGUGUGUGAGGACAAGCCCCCCGCCCCCCCUGUCAGGAUGAGCAGCCAAGGAGGAGGAGCCAAGGACCCCCAGUCGGCCAAUCACAACUCUCGGCCCCUGCCGUCUGUGCCUGAGGAGAAAAAGCCCAGAAAUAAGAUUAUCUCCAUGUUUGCCUCAGAGAAAGGAGGCAGGAAGAAGGACCGGGACAAGGACAGACCUGAGAUCUCCUCCCCCUCAGACUUUGAACACACCAUCCAUGUGGGCUUUGAUUCAGUCACUGGAGAGUUCACUGGCAUGCCGGAGCAGUGGGCCCGUCUUCUUCAAACCUCCAACAUUAGUAAAUCGGAACAGAAACAGAAUCCUCAGGCCGUUCUCGACAUCCUCAAGUUUUACGACUCCACCAGUGGAAAACAGAAAUACCUCAGUUUUUCCGCCUCGGAUAAAGACUCUCAGUCGCCAGGCAAGCAGGGUACAGCGGCCUCACAAUCGGGUGGCAAAGAUGGUGACGAUGACGAUGAUGACGACACACCCCCUCCAGUGGUGGCGCCACGGCCAGAACACACAAAAUCAGUGUACACCAGGUCGGUGAUAGACCCACUCCCAGCGCCAGAGGUAGACGGUGCCUCGAGGGCGGCUGACAGACAGAAGAAAAAGGGCGGCAAGAUGACCGACGAGGAGAUCAUGGAGAAGCUCCGGACUAUUGUCAGCAUUGGAGAUCCUAAGAAGAAAUACACUCGCUAUGAGAAGAUCGGCCAGGGGGCCUCUGGCACAGUUUAUACAGCCAUAGAUGUCGCCACAGGACAAGAGGUGGCCAUCAAACAGAUCAACUUGCAGAAGCAGCCGAAGAAGGAGCUGAUUAUCAACGAGAUCCUGGUCAUGAAGGAGAUGAAGAAUCCCAACAUUGUCAACUUCGUAGAUAGUUUCCUCGUAGGAGACGAGCUGUUUGUGGUGAUGGAGUAUCUGGCUGGUGGCUCCCUAACCGAUGUUGUGACGGAGACGUGUAUGGACGAGGCUCAGAUCGCAGCAGUCUGCAGAGAAGUCCUCCAGGCUCUGGAGUUUCUUCACGCCAACCAGGUCAUCCACCGAGACAUCAAGAGUGACAACGUAUUGCUGGGCAUGGACGGAUCAGUCAAACUCACCGACUUUGGCUUCUGCGCCCAGAUCACUCCGGAGCAGAGCAAACGUAGCACCAUGGUGGGGACCCCGUACUGGAUGGCUCCAGAGGUGGUGACCAGGAAAGCCUACGGGCCCAAAGUGGACAUUUGGUCUCUGGGGAUCAUGGCCAUAGAGAUGGUGGAGGGAGAGCCUCCAUAUCUCAACGAGAACCCUCUCAGGGCCUUAUAUUUAAUCGCCACCAAUGGGACUCCUGAGCUGCAGAGUCCGGAGAAGCUGUCUCCUGUCUUCAGAUCCUUCCUGUCCCGCUGUCUGGAGAUGGAUGUGGAGAAACGAGGAUCAGGGAGAGAACUGCUGCAGCACCCAUUCCUGAAGCUGGCCAAGCCUCUGUCCAGCCUCACUCCGCUCAUCCUGGCAGCCAAGGAGGCCAUGAGGAGCAACCGUUAAAUCCCAGUCACUCCGAACCGCGAGACCUGAUGCCACAUAACCCCUGUGCCGAUGCCAGAUUUAUCAUUCCUACUUGUGCCUUGUUCUAAAGCCGCAUACCGCCAUAAUGUGUAUUCUACGUGUUGCAGCCAGAGCAAGGGUGUGUGUUGUUGAUGUUGACACUGGUUGGUUACUUAUUACGGUAUGCAUAUAAGGAAUGAGGUUUCACUGUUGCAAAGGUUCGCGAUUGUUUACACAUCAGGGGCCAUAUCCACAAAGGAUCUUAUCAGCAGCUCGGCUGUCACUGGAUUAUUGUUUUUUUGUUGAGCUGUUGUCAAAACAUGCUUCAAUAAAUGAGUUCAUUAUCAUACUAUUUAUAUGCAUUACCUGCAGCAGGUGAAUAAGUCAAUAAUGCUCAUUUGAUUGGGGAAUUAGUCUUUGAUAAAGUUGCUUUUAUUUUGAGCAUUUUUUUCUUCUAUCUGGUGUAAUUUUCUGACAUGAGCAAACUUGUCCACCACUUGAGAUAUUUUCCAAUAUCACAAGAACUUUGGAGUGUGGAGAGACUGGAACCUUUGCAACUGGUUCCUGCUUUUGCUGUUUGUGUGGUUACACACAUGCAUCCUUGCUGGGUAAAAUAGCUUUGAAAGUGGAGUGGAAAUCUAAAGUGUCCCAAUACUGUGAUGUACUGCAGCCCACACCAUCGGACAAUGCAGCCUUUUUGCAGGGGGGGG
Messenger RNA from Pungitius pungitius (ninespine stickleback), 2689 nucleotides. Its product is annotated as serine/threonine-protein kinase PAK 2-like. NCBI's taxonomy places the organism in Eukaryota, Metazoa, Chordata, Actinopteri, Perciformes, Gasterosteidae. Gene Ontology annotation, biological process: regulation of MAPK cascade; intracellular signal transduction; protein phosphorylation. Gene Ontology annotation, molecular function: ATP binding; protein serine/threonine kinase activity. Gene Ontology annotation, cellular component: cytoplasm. The transcript has 15 exons. The coding region runs from base 426 to 1979 and encodes 517 amino acids. The record is from RefSeq and is a predicted model, not a curated record.